AUGGUCGCCGACGCGCUCGCCUACCACCCCUCGGUCGCGCACUACCUGCGCUUCGUCGCCACCACCGUCGGCCGCGACAAGCUCCUCCGCACCGUGCAGUACUUUGCCCGCUUCUACGCCUGGUACCUGCUGCGCACCAACGCCGCCCAGGCCGGCAUCCGGCCCUGGGACGCCGCCAAGAAGCAGCUCGGCCUGACGCGCAAGAUGCUCCGCGUCGGCAAGAACGUCGAGCACCUGCGCGCCGCCGCCGCCGCCGUCGCCGACGCCAAGCCCCGCUCGCCCGACGGCUUCCUGCGCUACGCCGCCGUCGGCCGCCAGCUCGGCUACGCGGGCUACCUGACCCUUGACGCCGCCGCGCUGCCCGACGCGGCCGGCAUCCGCGCCUGGGCGGGCGCCAGGACGGCCCAGGCCCACGCGUACCGCUGCUGGGCCGCCGGCCUGGUCUUCAGCAUCGCCGCCCAGCUGUACACGCAGCGGCGCCUGGCGCAGCGCGAGGCGCGCAUCGACCGCAAGGACGGCGAGGGCGUCGUCGAGAGCAAGCGCAUCGCUCUAGAGCGACGUGCUAGCCACCUGCAGCUUGUGUCCGACCUCUGCGAUCUCACCGUUCCCGUGGCCGCCCUCGGCUGGGUCGGCUUUGACGACGGCUUUGUCGGUCUCGCCGGCACGCUGAGCAGUCUGAUCGGCGUCUACAACCAGUGGAAGAAGACUGCGUAG
This is a messenger RNA of Ustilaginoidea virens, 714 nucleotides long. RefSeq lists its product as uncharacterized. NCBI's taxonomy places the organism in Eukaryota, Fungi, Ascomycota, Sordariomycetes, Hypocreales, Clavicipitaceae. Gene Ontology annotation, cellular component: peroxisomal membrane. The transcript has 2 exons. Bases 1 to 714 code for a protein of 237 amino acids. The record is from RefSeq and is a predicted model, not a curated record. Gene Ontology annotation, biological process: peroxisome fission; regulation of peroxisome size.